UCAUCAGUAAAUUGAAGACUGUUCUGUCAAAAUGUUCCUAAUACUUUUUUCGGUCGGUUUAACAACUUUGAUCGCUUAUUUAACAAGACACAUCUACACUUAUUGGCAACGUAAAGGAUUUCCCUACUACAAUCCCAACAUACCCUUUGGUUGUCUAAAUUCCUUUCGAAAAGGGAAACGUUCUUUCGGAAUGUCAAUUUAUGACGUUUAUAAAAAUGCAACGGCAGAUAAAUUCAUUGGUAUUUACUUGAUGUUUCGUCCAGCUUUAGUGAUUCGAGAUGCUGAACUAGCUCGUGAUAUAUUAGUGAAUAAUUUUAAUAGCUUUCAUGAUCGUGGUGUUUAUGUUGACGAGGUGAAAGAUCCGUUUUCGGCAAAUCUCUUUUCGUUGCCAGGUCAUAAGUGGAAGGCGUUGCGUGGAAAAUUGGCACCGUUUUUUACACCUGUCAAACUAAGAGCUAUGUUUCCAACAAUAAAGAGCAUAGCUCUAAGAAUGGUUGAACAUUUGGAUGAAAGUUUUGGUCGUCAGAAUAAUGAAGAAAUUGUGGUGGUGGAGAUGAAGGGUUUGUUUUCUAGGUUCGUAACAGAAGUUAUAGGAUCAGUAGUCUUUGGAUUGGAUAUUGACAGCUUCAAGGAUCCAAACAAUGCAUUCCACAAAAUAACCGAGAGCUAUCGAUUUCCAUCGAUGAUUUUUUCAAUCAGGAAUGCUGCUCAGAUGUUGUGUCCUCAAUUCGAAAAAUUAUUUAUCUACUUCGGAUUCAAACAUGAUCAUGCUGAAUUUAUGACAGAUAUCGUACGUCAAACUGUUGAACAUCGUGAGAAUAACAAUGUCAUUCGUCGAGAUAUUAUGCAAAUGUUAAUACAACUCCGAAAUACUGGCGAAGUGAAUGAAGAUGAAAAUUAUUGGAAAAUCGAUACUUCUAAAAAAGAUGACAACUCAAAAUCAAUGUCAAUUGAAAGUAUUGCCAGUUCAGCAUUUUUAUUUUAUCUCGCUGGGUAUGAAACAUCAGCAACAGCAGCGGCAUAUGCAAUUUUUGAAUUGGCCAAAAAUCCUGAAAUUAGGGAAAAACUCGAAAUGGAUAUUGAGAAUAAUUUGGAAAGAGGCAAAUUGACAUACGAAGGAAUGCAGAAUAUGAAAUAUUUGGAUAUGUGUUUUAUGGAAACUCUUCGAAAGUAUCCCGCUCUUCCGCUCUUAAAUCGACAAUGUACCCAAGACUACCCAAUUCCAGGAACUAAUAAGAUUAUCGAAAAAGGAACCCCCAUUGUAAUUUCAGUUCUGGGACUUCACCGAGAUGCCAAAUACUUUCCCGAUCCACUAAAGUUCGAUCCAGAAAGAUUUCUCGAAUCGAACCAGAACAACGACACUAAGGCUUACAUGCCUUUUGGUGAGGGUCCAAGGCAUUGUAUUGCUCAACAAAUGGGAAAACUUAUUGUUAAAGUAGCCGUGAUAAAUAUUCUUCGAAACUACAAUCUAGAAGCUGUUGAAGAGGGUGAAAUCAAUUUUGACGCUUUGACCGUGACUAUAAAUCCAAAAGCUGGCAUUAAUGUCAAACUAUCAAAGAAAAUUAUUUAAUUUCUUUCAUUAGAAAAUAAUAAACCCAUUCAAGCGUAGACCUAUAGAACUAUAGACAUUAUGAAUAAAGGAAAAUUAUCAUUUAAGUACCGACUUGAAACUCACUCUCUCUCUAUGUUUAGAUAGCCCCAACAAGUUUUGCAUAACUAAUCGUUUUGUCUACUUAAUAACAUAGUAUCUAUACUCGCACUUCUAACAAGUUUAAUUAGAUACAGAAGGGCA
Messenger RNA from Eupeodes corollae, 1792 nucleotides. Its product is annotated as probable cytochrome P450 6d5. The record is from RefSeq and is a predicted model, not a curated record. The coding region runs from base 32 to 1570 and encodes 512 amino acids. Lineage: Eukaryota; Metazoa; Arthropoda; Insecta; Diptera; Syrphidae. The transcript has 5 exons. Gene Ontology annotation, molecular function: monooxygenase activity; iron ion binding; oxidoreductase activity, acting on paired donors, with incorporation or reduction of molecular oxygen.